AUGGUCAAGUACUUCACAGAAGUCUUCAGUCUGGACUGUCCUGGGGAAGAAGAAGCAGAUGCCAUGCUGGAAGAGGAGAUGUCUGGCUCCGCUGUUGGCUCUUUCUGUUCCCCAAACUUUGCGGAAAUAUCAGACAUCGUGUGUCUUAGCGCCACCACGUGGCCAAUGGUGGCGCUGCGUCAGGAGUGCUUGCAGCUGGGGUCUCGCCGUCUAUGUCGCCCUCUGGCGCUUCAGCUCUGCAAUUCAGACGAUGACGACGAUGACGACGAUGAUGAUUACUAUUUCGAUUUUACGGAGGCUCAGCCCCCUGCUCCCACCAUGCCUGCCAAAGGGAUCUAUUUACCCGCCUGGGGACGCCUGGCCCUCUCCUUGGUCUCCCGAAGCACCCAGCUCCGCGCAGCCCUCCAGGACCGCUGGCGGCAGACGCUCAGGUUACCCCUGGGCGAGCCGGCUCCCCGGAGGGCUCGGCGUCACCCCGCGCGGCACGGCUCUGGCACCACCUCCGAGCUGGCGGAGGGGGAAGCAGCCGCACCAGAGGUCCGAGACGGGCGCCCGCGGACAGGGGAGACAGCAGGGGACCUUCCCGGGGCAGCCGCCUCUAAGCCGCACGGGAUGGCGAGGGUAGCCGUGCGUGCCGGGAGCGCGAGCUCCCGCUUCGUCCCCGCCCCUUUCGGGGAGACUCGACCCCCUCCGCGCUCUGUCUACCGCCCGCAGGACACAGCCUCCCGGGUUUUCUGGCCCCCGGGCCCCGGCUCCGCUCUCCGGAGGGGGCGACCCGGGAGGCGUGGAGGGGGGGCGGCAGCCGAGGCGUCGCGUCCUAGGGGUGACCUUCUGACUGAUCCCCACAGCUACCACCUGGUCGGGAUCAGCUUCUUUAUCCUGGGGCUGGGCACUCUCCUUCCCUGGAACUUCUUCAUUACGGCCAUCCCGUACUUCCAGGGGCGGCUGGCAGGAGCCAACAACACCGCUGGGACCCUGGGCACCAACCACACAGGCCCUGCAGACACUUUCAACUUCAACAACUGGGUGACGCUGCUGUCCCAGCUGCCCCUGCUGCUCUUCACGCUCCUCAACUCCUUCCUGUACCAGUGCAUCCCUGAGACGGUGCGGAUUCUGGGCAGCCUGCUGGCCAUCCUGCUGCUUUUUGCCCUGACGGCAGUGUUGGUCAAGGUGGACAUGAGCCCUGGGCCCUUCUUCUCCAUCACCAUGGCCUCUGUCUGGUUCAUCAACUCCUUCUGUGCAGUUCUGCAGGGCAGCCUCUUCGGGCAGCUGGGCACCAUGCCUUCCACCUACAGCACCCUCUUCCUCAGCGGCCAGGGCCUGGCUGGGAUCUUCGCUGCUCUUGCCAUGCUCAUGGCCAUGGCCAGUGGCGUGGAUGCCCAGACCUCCGCCCUGGGGUACUUCGUCACACCCUGCGUGGGCAUCUUCACGUCUAUUGUGUGUUACCUGAGCCUGCCCCACCUGGAGUUCGCACGCUACUACCUAGCCAAGAAACCAUUGCAGGCGCAAGGUCAGGAGCUGGAGACCAAAGCUGAGCUCCUCCAGUCUGAUGAGAAGAACAGUAUUCCCAACAGCCCCCAGAAGGUAGCCCUGACUCUGGACCUUGACGCUGAGAAGGAGCCAGAGCUGGAGCCAGAGGAGAUCCAGAAGCCAGGAAAACCUUCAGUUUUCAUUGUCUUCCAAAAGAUCUGGCUGACGGCGCUGUGCCUUGUGUUGGUCUUCGCAGUCACCCUGUCUGUCUUCCCCGCUAUCACAGCCAUGGUGACCAGCUCCACCAGUCCUGGGAAGUGGAGUGAGUGUUGGGAAGCAGAACAGGGCAGGGCAGGGGAGAGGGAGGGAGGAGGAAUGAAGGGGAGGAGGAGGGAAGAGGAAGGAGGGACCAGGAUGAGCCCUCUUUCUCUCCCAGGUCAGUUCUUCAACCCUAUCUGCUGCUUCCUGCUCUUUAACAUCAUGGACUGGGUGGGGCGGAGUCUGACCUCUUACUUCCUAUGGCCGGAUGAGGACAGCCGGCUGCUGCCCCUGCUCGUCUGCCUGCGCGUCCUAUUCGUGCCUCUCUUCAUGCUGUGCCACGUGCCCGAGAGGUCCCGGCUGCCCGUCCUCUUCCCGCAGGAUGCCUACUUCAUCACUUUCAUGCUGCUCUUCGCGGUGUCCAACGGUUACCUGAUGUCCCUUACCAUGUGCCUGGCGCCCAGGCAGGUGCUGCCACAUGAGAGGGAGGUGGCCGGCACCCUCAUGACCUUCUUCCUGGCCCUGGGGCUCUCCUGUGGAGCCGCCCUCUCCUUCCUCUUCAAGGCGUUGCUCUGAAUGCUCCGUUCCAGGCUCGCCCACGGCUCUCUCUUCGCUACCCCUUCGGAGCUGAGACCCCCGUGCAGGGGGAAUGGCGAGCCGGGCCCAAGCCUCUGCUGGGCUGGUGCCCCUCGGUCUGGAAGUGCCACCUGCAAGUGGGUGCUGCUCUCCUUCCCGGGCUGGUGUCCAUUUGGGGGCUGCGAGGAAGAAUUCACCAGCGGUCAUUCUAACCCCCCACCCCCAGCAGUGGAGCUGAAUCACAGAGACAGACUAUUCAGAGGCACACAAGACCUCUCUGCACAGGUGCCGAUCAGGGAAAGAGGGCCAAGGACCAUGGCCCUUCCUCACCAUCAAGAGUACAUUUGUUAAUCUCAAGACACGCGCUUGCUGAUCUGUGGCCACUGGAGGCCACCAGCGGGGUCUUGCCACAGGUGUGGCUGCUGGGGCCCAGCCUGGGGUUCAGAGUGGGAGUGGGGGCCAGCCCAGGGCAGGCCUGCCCCUCCCCAGGCCUCAGCAACUCCACGAUCGGAUGUCUCAGACCCCAGGGCAGAGGAUGCCUGGGAGGCCGAGGGCAGCAGGGAGAAGGAACGGGCAUUAGGGAUCUGAAGGUACUCAAAGGACCAUCUGGGCCUCAGACAGUGUUUGCGUAGCCAACACUUACUGUCCCCGCUCCCCAGAGCCAGGCUGGGCCUGGGUCCCGGAGCUGCGGGCGGCUUACAUGUGUGCACCCCACUUUACAAUUUGCAAAGCUCUCCCGCACCCAUUCUCUUACGGAAGCCACAUUGAGACACUUGCGGGAGCCAGGCAGGGACGGUGCUGUCCCUCUGUACAGGUGAGGAAACCGGAUCUCGGGGGGAAAUGACCUGGUCCAUGGCCGAGCCGGGACCCAGCCCCCACCUCUCUCCUCCCUAUAGGUGCUGUUCUUCCUGCCCACUACUUGCUUCUCCUUCCCUCACGAGGCUCGAGGCAGGAGUCCUAAGCACUUGCUCCCCACUUUUUGCUGUUUUCCUUCCAAACCCACUCCUGGGUCUAAUAACAACCUUCUUCAUUUGUAUCAUCAAUUCACGGAGUCUUUAUUUCCAAAGCGCUUUCAGCUCUAUCAGCUUUGAUAAGCUGGGUAGGGUAGGGAUAAUUGUACCCAUUUGACAGAUGGGAUGACUGAGGCCCUCAGAGGGGCAGGGAUUCGUGGGCAUCCCUCUGCUGGGCCCUCUUGACCACAUGAUGUCCUGUGCUCCUGGGCAAAGCACCUGGCUGCAUGGACAACUAUUGCUUUCCCCCUCCACUGGUGUCCCCUGCCUCCCCAGGCCCUCCUCCUCAAAAAUGGA
Panthera uncia (snow leopard) is the source of this 3611-nucleotide messenger RNA. It is a transcript of the gene SLC29A2, whose product is annotated as solute carrier family 29 member 2. Gene Ontology annotation, molecular function: nucleoside transmembrane transporter activity. The coding region runs from base 1 to 2304 and encodes 767 amino acids. Lineage: Eukaryota; Metazoa; Chordata; Mammalia; Carnivora; Felidae. The transcript has 18 exons. Gene Ontology annotation, cellular component: basolateral plasma membrane; plasma membrane. Gene Ontology annotation, biological process: guanine transport; hypoxanthine transport; thymine transport. The record is from RefSeq and is a predicted model, not a curated record.